Molecule: messenger RNA, 2723 nt
Organism: Fukomys damarensis (Damara mole-rat)
Lineage: Eukaryota; Metazoa; Chordata; Mammalia; Rodentia; Bathyergidae
Gene: Usp44
Product: ubiquitin specific peptidase 44
Exons: 6
Coding region: 255-2354 (699 amino acids)
Biological process (GO): protein deubiquitination
Cellular component (GO): cytoplasm
Molecular function (GO): cysteine-type deubiquitinase activity; zinc ion binding
Source: RefSeq, a predicted model, not a curated record
GGGACCUCGGCCGACGCCGGACGCUCUCGGGGCCUGGGAGCCGCGGACGGGAAGACCUCGCUAGGGCUGCGGGGGAGCAGAACCCUGCCGCUGCCUCGUAAAGAGAAAGAAAGUGAACUGUAGUCAUUGUCUCGGCGGCAACUUUGAGCUUUACUGGUGCGGUGACCCGGUCACUUCUUGCAGAGUGCCUCGGGUGUUGUGGACGGCCUUGUAUGGAUUACGUGUUUCUCCGGCGGACCGAGUGAGGGCUGACGAUGGAUACCUGCAGACACAUCGGGCGGUUGCAGCUUGCUCAAGACCAUUCCGUGCUCAGCCCGCAGAAGUGGCACUGUGUGGACUGCAGUACGACCGAGUCCAUCUGGGCCUGCCUCAGCUGUCCCCACGUCGCCUGUGGACACUACCUUGAAGAGCACGCACUCAAGCACUUUCAAGAAAGCAGUCAUCCUGUCGCGUUGGAAGUGAACGAGAUGUAUACUUUCUGUUAUCUCUGUGAUGAUUAUGUCCUGAACGACAAUGCAGCUGGGGACCUGAAGUCACUGCGGAGUACAUUAAGCACAAUCAGAAGCCAAAACUACUGUACCACUCGCAGCGGCAGGGUUCUCCGACCUGCGGGUACAAGUGACGAUUCUGAUUCUUACUUACAUGAUGCUGCCCAGUCUCCACUUGGGAGUGAAGAUCAAAUGUGUGCUGCUCUUUGGCACAGGAGAAGGAUGCUCAUGGGGAAAAUCUUUCGGACUUGGUUUGAGCGAUCACCCAUUGGAAGAAAAAGGCAAGAAGAACAAUGUCAAGAAAAAAUAGUAGCAAAAAGAGAAGUGAAAAAAAGACCUCAAGAACUGUUAGAGUAUCGAGUAGAAGCAGAAAGGGAAAGUUCGCCUCCCAGAAAGAGUUUACGUCUGCAUGGGGCAACUCCGCCCGCCAUGACGGGAGCUGCUCCUGUUCACCUCCCUCCACGAACCCCAGCAUCACCAGCAAAGGAGAAAACCGUACCUGCUACCUCAGAAGACGGACGGUGGAAGAAAGCGGGUGAUGCCUCAGCCAAGCGAGGGCCGGUAGUGACUCCCGGCGUAACAGGGUUGAGAAAUUUGGGAAACACCUGCUAUAUGAAUUCUGUUCUUCAAGUAUUGAGUCAUUUACUUAUUUUUCGGCAGUGUUUCUUAAAGCUCAAUCUGAACCAGUGGCUGGCCGUGACCGCCGGGGACAAGACGAGAUCUUACGGCCGUCCCCCCGUGACAGGUGCCGUGCUAUGUCAAGUGAGCGAAUGCCAGGAGAAAGAACCAAGCUUCCUUUGCUCCCGACACCCAAGUAUAUCAUCAGGGCUGAGUGGCGGAGCAUCGGAGAAUAGAAAUACGGAGCCAAGUUCACAGUAUUUCUCUCUCUGCCACGAAUUGCACACCUUAUUCCAGGUCAUGUGGUCUGGAAAGUGGGCCCUGGUCUCCCCCUCUGCUAUGCUGCACUCAGUGUGGAGGGUGAUUCCUGCUUUUCGUGGUUAUGCCCAACAAGAUGCUCAGGAAUUUCUGUGUGAACUUUUGGAUAAAAUACAAAGUGAACUCGAGACAACGGGUAGGGUGCCAGCCCUUCUCCCCACUUCUCAAAGGAAACUUAUCAAGCAAGUUCUGAAUGUUGUAAAUAAUAUUUUUCACGGACAGCUUCUUAGUCAGGUUACAUGUCUCGCGUGUGACAACAAAUCAAAUACCAUAGAACCUUUCUGGGACUUGUCAUUGGAAUUUCCAGGGAGAUACCAGUGCAGUGGGAAGGAUGCUGCCUCGCAGCCGUGUUUGGUUACUGAAAUGUUGGCCAAAUUCACAGAAACUGAAGCUUUAGAUGGAAAGAUCUACGUAUGCGACCAGUGUAACUCGAAGCGGAGGAGGUUCUCCUCCAAGCCAGUCGCACUCACAGAAGCCCGGAAGCAGCUCCUGAUCUGCCGCCUGCCGCAGGUUCUCAGGCUGCACCUCAAGCGGUUCAGGUGGUCAGGACGUAAUAACCGAGAGAAGAUUGGGGUUCACGUCGGCUUUGAGGAAACCUUAAACAUGGAGCCCUAUUGCUGCAGGGAGACCUUGAAGUCGCUGAGACCCGAAUGCUUCCUGUACGACCUGUCUGCCGUGGUGAUGCACCAUGGGAAAGGGUUCGGCUCAGGACACUACACCGCUUACUGCUAUAACUCCGAAGGAGGGUUCUGGGUGCACUGCAACGAUUCCAAGCUGAGCUUGUGCACCACGGCCGAGGUGUGCAGGGCCCAGGCCUACCUCCUGUUCUACACCCAGCGCGGCCCCGAGACCGGACAUCCAGAGCCCCCGGCAGACGGCCAGCACCCCAGGGACGGCGCGGACACCACUGCCAGGGAGAGCCCUGGCUGACCGGGCCGGCGCGGUGCUGCUUGGACUUUAUACACUGACUUUGUAAAGGGCCGAGUUAAAAUUCCGAGCUUUUUAAAACUUAGGAAACAGUGAACACUACAUUCAUACAUUUCAUAUUUAACAAAGCUCUUUUACAGGGAUGAAACAUAAACAUGUUUUUCAAGCUCUUGGUUAUCUUGCACUGUUCACCUCAGGCUCGUGUGCCCUCUUACUGUGGGUGUCUUCACUGGCUCCUCGAGAAUUGGUGCCAUCCGCCCAGGAAAUGCAGGGAGGCAUUUUAUAUGUGCUGUUGUUUGUACAGACUGUAAAUGAUGGAAAAUUGGACAGUUUCUUCACAAAUACGAUUUUUUUUUUUUUUUUUUUUUUUUU